Molecule: messenger RNA, 4983 nt
Organism: Symbiodinium sp. CCMP2456
Lineage: Eukaryota; Dinophyceae; Suessiales; Symbiodiniaceae
Source: the annotation of a GenBank genome assembly
AUGCUGAUCCAGGUGCCGAGAGUUUGUGUCUUACAAAGUUGCAGGUUGGUGCGGCAUGGGCGCAAUUACAGGCUGGAGCUGUAUUGGACCAGGAAGACGAUUGGAGUUCGUGAGAAGAACGGAACACAAGUGUGGAGCAUGCGCUUCAGCAACAUGAAAGUCGGUGUCCUCGUGGCCAACGAGGUGGUAUCCAUCUGUGAUAGUGGCAUCAGCAUCCAUGGCGAGGACAUGGACAAUCGCAUCAGGACCUUCCGUGCAGAGCUCGAGAUGGUGAUCGGACAUGCCCUGGACCUUCUCAUGGAGGUUAUCUGUGUUGCCAUCCUACUCCUGGUGUUCAACAUGGAAUUGGACAAGACCUGGGCCUACCAGUUUGGAGAGCUGUUUGCUGGUGCUGCCAAUGUCACGGCUGCUGUGAAACUUCGUGGCAUUCCUGCGUUCAAGAUGGUAUUCAAGCAAAAGCUCUUCAUGGCUAUGCAUGGUGGCAACAGCGCGAAAAGCACCUGCCUCUGGACCUAUCCGGUGGGCUUUGGUCAUGCUCUGGCGGAUAUCCUACGAAAUAUGCAUGAAGGUACUGAAGAUGUUGGCCGAGCCUACAAGAAGAAGCGGGCCGAAGCAGGUGCCCCGACAAGUGACCUGUCCAGGGAGCCGAAGAUGGAGGAGAUGACACCAGAAGCUGUGAUGCGGCAACGAGUGGCGGCUGCUGGUUUGGAGGAGGCAAAGAACAUGUUCGCUCAGAGGCGGGUUGGAGUGCUGGUUCCUCCUCCACGUCGUGCAGCUCAGCAAGCUCCGGCUCCGCCUGCUGGAGCUGAACCAACCACGCCGGCUCGGGAUGAUGUGCGAGAUGGGGCCAAGGAGGCCAAGGAGGCCACGGAUGCUGUCGCUGGGAAAGCCCCUGUGCAGAUGAGCCCAGGCCUUGCACAGAGCCCACCUUGCAAGCGGACAAAGCUGGGCACGCUGGACGGCCAUGUUCACAUGCAUGCAUCUGGUGCAGAGGUGUUUGUGACAGCAGAUGGCCGAGUGAUGAUGAUGCCGAAGCCCAAGGAUAUGGGCCAAAGGCAGCCUGAGAUGGCUCAGCCUGGAGUGGCUUCCCAACAGCAGAAGCCAGGAGUGGCUGCAGCACCGCAGCAGCAGACGACCACGGAGAGGCCACGAGUUGUUUCUCCACCGCAGCAGCAGAUGCCAACCGAGAGACCAGGAGUGGCUGCAGCACGGCAGCAGCCAACCGAGAAGCCAGGAGUGGCUGCAGCACGGCAGCAGCAGCAGAUGCCAACCGAGAGGCCAAGAGUGGCUGCAGCACCGCAGCAGAUGCCAACCGACCUGGGGCCAGGAGUGGCUGCAGCGCCGCAACAGCAGAUGCCACAGAUGGGGCACAAAGCGCAGCAGCAAAUGCAGAUGGGACCUGGAUCUAUGCAGCAGCAGCAGCAGCAACAGCAAAUGCCACCUCAGCCUGGAGCUGUGCAGCAGCCUGCCGUGAGGCCUGCGGCUAUGCCUGCUCGGAUGGGCCUUGGAGCCAUGCAGCAGCAGCUGCCAGUGCAGAUGGGACCAGCACUGCAGCAGCAGAUGCCGGUUCAGAUGAGCCAGAUGCCGGCACAGAUGCAGCAGCAGCUGCCGGCCCAGAUGAGCCCACAGAUGCAGCAGCAGCUGCCGGCUCAGAUGAGCCCACAGAUGCAGCAGCAGAUGCCGGCUCCAAUGAGCCCACAAAUGCAGCAGCAGAUGCCGGCUCAGAUGAGGCCAGGAAUGCACCAGCAGAUGCCGGCUCACAUGAGCCCAGGAAUGCAGCAGCAGAUGCCGACUCAGGUUUUUGCUGGUUCGCCUUUGAGGACUGGUGGUGGACAGCCUCUUGGGCCCUCGUCUCCGACGCCAGUUAUGAUGAGUGGUGUUGGAAUGCAGGGUGUGAUGCCACCCCUGCCUCGCGGUGGAAAUGUGCCUGGAGGGCCCAUGCCGAUGCCUUUGCCUACGCAGCCGAUGCAAAUGGGCACGCCUGUGCUGCAGCCACCGACUGAUGCAAUGGCCAUCGAUGCGGCCUUUGCCUCCUUUGCGACGUUGGCUGGCGAGUCUGUAAUGCCACCCUCCCUGAUGGAGAAGUACAUGGACUUGAUCCGGGAGUGUGCGAGCCACAGGGCCGCGACGGAGGUGACAAAACAGCUGGCCGAGGGUCAGCUCCAGAUGGGCCAGCCGCAGCAGAGCCACUCGGCCCAGCAGGAGUGCCGUGGGGGAGGAAGUCAGGCAGCUGCCACGAGCCAGUCGGCCCAUCAGAGCCAGUUGGGCCAGGACCAUGGGGGAACCAUGAGCCAGUCGGCCCAGCAAAGCCAGUCGGCCAAUGCAGGCAGUCAAGCAGCUGCUAUGAGCCAGUCGGCCCAGCCUGAAAGCCAGUUGGGCCAUGGUGGACGUGAGGUGGCUGCCGCGCCGGUGAUCGAGGUGGAUGCCCCUGUGCAACGUGGUGCAACAGAGGGCCAAGGGCAAGUUCAGUCUAGGAAUGAUCGCACCAGCCCGGACAAGAUCAACUCGCAAACGCAUCCGGAGGCGUGGGGAGCCCUCUACAGGUAUGUGAUGGGGAAGUCAAGCAAAGGCAAGACUCCGGAAGUGCGGGCAGAGAUCCUACAGAAGUGGCAGACAGGAGGCCUCGCGAGAAACAAGCUCCUCAAGGACUUUAUCGAGAAGUGCUACCAACCUGGCAAUGCUCGCCUGGAAGCUGUGUUCAAGAUCCGCCAGAUCAGCAAAGACUGGCGCAACACUAUUAAGGGCUUCGAAUGGUUGACAGCAGAUGAGAUGAAGAAGCUGGGUUGGCCGGAGAAGAAAGUGCUCGGAGCAAUCAGCCACUGCGAGAAGAAGAAGUUGUAUAAGAAGUGCCCCUAUGAGGGCACUCGAAAGUAUCUGGUCCAAGUUUCGGACCGGGUGGAGCACGGCUCAGAACGACUUCGUGAACUGGAGGAAAUGAUGGAAGAUUGUGGCACGUUCAACGAGAACUUCGACAUGUCCCUUGGUAUCGGUGACUUGCUCGAGGAAGACGACGAGCAGUCAGCUGAUCCCGGAUCUAAGAAGCCAAAGCCGACUGGAUCUUUGCCACGUUUGGAAGGGGAAGAAAGUGUCACUGAUUAUUUAAGCAAAUUCAAAAAAGCAUGUCUCAGCAUAAAGAAAGAGCACCGUGACGUGCUCGACAAGUUGGUGGAUGACAAGGUGUCGGGCCACGAGUCCAAGAAAGACUUCAAUGACAUCACGGACAAGGUCAAGGAUGCCCUGCUUCGUUUCACGAACAGCUUGAAUGCAUGCAAGCCUGGUGUUCGGGUCGUUGAGAAUGUCCUGAAGACCUACAUCGACCACAAUGCUGCUGCAGCUUCCACCAUCGCAUUCGAUAAUGCGCAGACAGUGGAAGAAGGGGAUCCAUGGAAGAGCACAUUUGUCCAGUUGGGAUUGGCGCACAAUUCCACGAGUGACAAGGAGAGUGUGUUUCUGGGCAAUGUGCAGGCCCUCGGCUUCAUGCUACAAUGCCCGGUGAGCAUGAAGACUGUGCAAUUCCCAACGGGCCCGAAAGCUCACCCUGUUCUUUCGAUGAAAGCUUUGGCGACAGAGAUUUUGCGAGACUAUCCGAGAUUGCUCUUUUUUGGCCAUGAAUAUACAGAUUUGAAGCGAGUUGAAAAUACAUUGGCAGACUUCUGGGAACGCUUCCGUCACACGUGGCCUGACCAUGAUAUUUAUAUUACUCACCACAACAACUUGUCGCGAUGCAUUCCAAUCAGAGUACAUGCCGAUGAAGGAACAUCUUUCCGGCGAGCUGCAAUUUAUCAGCAGAGUUGGGGCCCCGUUCUGAAAGCAGGGGCAGCGAGUUUUUUGCAUUGCUUCUUUUACACGGCAAUGUUGGCUGAUGAGUACAAGGACGACAAUGCUGGGUAUGCUGCAGGCAACAAAACGUUGGACAGCCUGAUGAAGCACUUCGUGCAAGAUGCCAAGGAAUGCUACAUGAAUGGUGUCCCUUCAAGAAAUGGGAAGUUCUUCCUGGUGUUAAUCCGUUUGGAAGGAGAUCUGCCGGCGCAGGGCAAGCUAACCCAUUCAGCUCGCAACUAUACCAAUGAUCCGAACCCCAUGUGCCCAUGGUGUUUGGCGGAUGGCAAGGAGGUACCAUUCGGGGAUUUCCGCAGGACUGCGAGAUGGCGAGAAACUCUUGAUUGCGAGCCUCCGUGGGGGUCAUCGAGUCCUCUGCAUGAUCUGCCAGGAGGUGAAGAUGUAAGGUUUAUAUCCAGGGAUUUGUUCCAUAUCUCCCAUCUGGGUAUAGCCCGGACGUGCGUUGCAUCUGUGAUAUGCUACCUGGUUGCAAUGGGGCAUUUCCAGCCACGUGACAGUGGUACAUCGGUGCCGGCAUGCUUGCAGGAGGCAUACAAGGACUUCGCCCACUUUUGCAAAUGGGUCCUGGGCGAAACACCGGAUAUCAAAACUUUCUCAAGGGCGAAUCUGCAGUGGACUUCUUUGGCCAAAAUGCCUGAGAGUUCGAUGAAAGGCUCGGAUGUGCGUCUGGUGACAAGAUGGUUGGCUGACUACCUGUGCAGGCCCUGGCUUUUGGAUGCUACCCUCGAGAAUGUGUACCGUGCAGUCACAGCAUUGGAUGAUUUCCACCGGCUCUGUUAUGUGGACACUGACAGAGUCUGGAUGAAUGCUGUGCAGAUGCGCCAAGCUCGGAGGCAUGCAGGCAUAUUCUUGUCUGCGUAUGCGACGGCAGCUGGGACGUGCCAUUCUGAAGGCAAGCUCUUCUUUAAUAUCACACCGAAAUAUCAUUACUUCCUCCACAUCGAGCAUGAAUUGCGGAUAUCAAUGGGCCAGGAAUGGGGCUUUAAUCCUGCGUGCUGGGCAACGCAGAUGGACGAGGACUACAUGGGUGUCUCCAGUCGGAUGAGCCGUGCUACUCACCCCUUAGGUGCUGCCAAAAGAACUGCGCAGAGGUGGCUUAUCCACUCGUGGUUGAAGUGGAAAGACUGGAAGUUUCACAUGUGA